Molecule: messenger RNA, 654 nt
Organism: Rotaria sp. Silwood1
Lineage: Eukaryota; Metazoa; Rotifera; Eurotatoria; Philodinida; Philodinidae
Source: the annotation of a GenBank genome assembly
AUGACACGUCAAUAUUCAGAUAAUCCUUAUGAACCAUCUCGCUAUCGAGGAACUCUUCGAUCCCAUCAACCAUCGGAUAGUUCAUUUCGACGACAUAUAUCUCUAGUAUCAAGAAAUUUAGCUUCUCAACCUAACUUUCAACCCAAUGGACAAAAAAAUCAUACUAUCUCGUCUCCUCGUCCUCCUCGUUAUCAUGGAGAACACUCUCAUUUCAAUAAAUAUCCAAAUUCGACAAGAUCAUCAUUUAACCAAAUGAAUAAUGCAUCAAAUGAUCGAUCACAUAGAAGAUAUCGAAUAGAAGCUCAUUCUCCUCAUUCCUUAUCAUUAUUGGCAUGUUCUCUCUUAGCAGUACCUGCAGGUUCUGCUGUAUCUGAAAGAAUAUUCAGAUCUAUAGUCGAUUUAUUUGCUCAUGAUCAACCAAAUUCCAUUGGUCUAUCUGAGAGUAAUAUCGAACGUUUACCCACGAUGCCCUAUCGAAAAACAAGUAAAUCGCCAUAUGCUGAUGAUAGAUAUGCAAUAUGUUUAACUGAAUAUAAAACUGAUGAAAUAGUAAAACGUUUACGAUGUAAACAUUUCUUUCAUCCUGAAUGUAUCGGUCCAUGGUUAAAAACCUCAACUCAAUGUCCAAUCUGUCGUGCUGUACAAGCUGAUUGA